AUGAGCUCUUCGCAUUCCCAAGCUCCGCAAGAUCUUCCUGACCGCAGGCUGUGCGUUGCGCCCAUGAUGGACUGGACGGACCGGUAUGACCGUUACUUCCUGCGGUUAAUCUCCAAGAACACAUGGAUGUACUCGGAGAUGGUGACGACCUCCGCCAUCCUGAAUGGCAACCAAGACCGCCUGCUGGGCUUCUUUCCUCAAGAGCACCCCAUCGCUCUUCAGUUGGGGGGCAGCGACCCAGAGGACUUGGCCAAGUGCGCCAAGGUCGGGGAGAGCUACGGGUACGACGAGAUCAACCUCAACGUGGGAUGCCCGUCCGAGCGAGUCUCGACAGGUUCGUUCGGAGCCUGUCUGAUGGCUGAGCCGGAGCUCGUGAGAGACUGUGUGGCGGCGAUGCGGGAGAGUGUGAAAGUCCCAGUGACUGUGAAGCAUCGGAUCGGCAUCGACCAUCUAGACAGCUACGACCUCCUCUGCAAGUUCGUGUCGACAGUGGAGGAGGGAGGAUGCAAGACGUUCAUAGUGCAUGCGAGGAAGGCGAUCCUCAAGGGUCUCUCCCCCAAGGAGAACCGCGAGAUUCCUCCGCUCCAGUACCACGUCGUCCACCAGCUGAAGCAGGACUUUCCUCAGCUGGAGAUCAUCAUCAACGGAGGCAUCACCGACCUCUCUCAGGCUCGCGCGCACCUGGAGCAGGCAGGAAGAGCUGGAGGGAUGGAUGGCGUGAUGAUCGGACGAUCUGCUUACCAUGAACCUUACAAGAUCCUUUCUCGAGCUGAUAUGGAGAUCUACAACGAUGAGGGGGGUGGAGUCACGUACUUUCAGAUAAUUGAGGAGAUGCUACCCUUCAUUGAUGAGCAGCUCAAGGCGGGAGUUUCUCUCAACAGUAUCACCCGUCACAUGCAAGGUCUCUUCCAUGGCUGCCCCGGCGGCCGGGCGUUUCGUCGCCACCUCUCGUGA
Molecule: messenger RNA, 954 nt
Organism: Guillardia theta CCMP2712
Lineage: Eukaryota; Cryptophyceae; Pyrenomonadales; Geminigeraceae
Exons: 5
Coding region: 1-954 (317 amino acids)
Biological process (GO): tRNA dihydrouridine synthesis
Molecular function (GO): tRNA dihydrouridine synthase activity; flavin adenine dinucleotide binding
Source: RefSeq, a predicted model, not a curated record